CUUACCUUACAGAUAGACGAGUAGGUGUGUGCGGACACAGGUACUAGGCCCACUGUUAGUUUUAUAUUCAUCUCAACUAACAGGAUUCACUGAUUUGAGAGGGAGAGGUCGGCCAACUGCGCUGUGACAACGAACAAGGGUUGACAGGAGGAUGGCCAACUUCAAGGGACAUGCCCUUCCUGGCAGCUGCUUUCUGCUGUUAGGCCUGUGUUGGUCAGUGAUGUACCCUCUCCAACACUGCUGGAGGAGGCGUCAGCCUAAAGGAAGUCAAAAACUGCCCCUGUUCUUUAACAGAAUAGACUUAAUUGAGGGGGCACUCAUGAUUUUCUUUGCCUUUGUGGGCAUCAUGGCAGAGCAGUUUGUUCCCGAUGGGCCCCAUACCCACCUGUACAACAGAGAGACCCAGUCCUGGGUGAAGCUGAUGAACUGGCAGCAUGGCACUAUGUACCUCUUCUUCGGCAUCUCUGGAGUUGUUAAAGUCCUCAGUGUGUCAUCGCUUCCAGUCCCACUUGGUCUUGACCGCCUUGCUCUCUCACUGGCUUUUUUUAUUGAAGGGUUCCUGUUUUACUUCCAUGUGCACAUGCGCCCUCCUCUGGAUACCCAUAUCCACUCCAUGCUGUUUGUGGCAGUGUUUGGUGUAGCGGCCAGCACCCUGUUAGAGGUGUUCAUGAGAGAUAACAUCGUACUGGAGCUGCUCAGGGCCAGCCUGACCAUCCUGCAAGGCUCCUGGUUCUUUCAGAUUGGAUUCGUGCUGUACCCAUUAAACGGAGUACAGUGGGAUCUGCAGGCACACGAUAACAUCAUGUUCGUCACCAUGUGCUUCUGCUGGCAUCUAGCUGUGGCCCUGCUGAUCGUUGGCAUCAACUACUGCAUUGGCUGGUGCUGUGUACAAAGAUGUUCAGGAAGAGGAAGUGACAUAGAGAUCAGGAUGAGAAAGACAUCCAGCUCCCAGAAGGCUCUGCUACAGGAGUCAGAUGAAGAUUAGACAGACGAAUCAUGAUGUGUGUACAGUAGUAGAUCACUUAUGGGAUUCUCCACAAUUGUUUGUCUGAAAUGUGAUUAACUGGUUUCUCAGGUUUGUAUCCCUGCUACUGUGUAUAUUUGUAUUUUGAGUGACAUUAUCUUAUCAAUUAAAUAAUGACAUGCAUUGUCGAGUUCAGAUUCAAGCCAAAUUAAUUGUAAAUAAAAUGAUUUACUGAG
Molecule: messenger RNA, 1200 nt
Organism: Coregonus clupeaformis (lake whitefish)
Lineage: Eukaryota; Metazoa; Chordata; Actinopteri; Salmoniformes; Salmonidae
Product: transmembrane protein 45B-like
Exons: 6
Coding region: 152-985 (277 amino acids)
Source: RefSeq, a predicted model, not a curated record